This is a messenger RNA of Naegleria fowleri, 1245 nucleotides long. RefSeq lists its product as uncharacterized. The record is from RefSeq and is a predicted model, not a curated record. The coding region runs from base 1 to 1245 and encodes 414 amino acids. NCBI's taxonomy places the organism in Eukaryota, Heterolobosea, Eutetramitea, Acrasida, Naegleriidae. The transcript has a single exon.
AUGACGGAACAUGCAGAAUUGAACAUUGUUCCACCAUCAGCAAUUUCAAAUAAUUUUCCUCAUCAAAUAAGUGAAGGAAGAUUGUCUGUAACAUCUCCUCUUGUCGAUGGAGCAGUUGAAUUUACUGCCUUGGAUGAAAGUAAAAACCCAACAACAACUACAACAGCAAAUCAAAGAAUUUCUUCACCAAAAUCUCCUUCUUCCAUACAAGUAGUAUUCAAUGACCCAAAUAAUAAUAAUUUGAAUAAUAAUAGCCAGGACAAUAAUACUUCAACAACGUCAACAGGUUCUGAAUUGAACCCAAUCGGAAAUACAACGAUUGGAAAGAUUCUCGAUGAUGAAGAAUUCAAAAUAUUCUCUCACUUAUCAAAACUUGGUCGAGGAAAGCAUGAUGCUUCCGAUUCAUUUGCGGAGGAUACUCCGUUUUAUUCGUAUGAAGAAGGAUUCAAUUCAGCACUAAAUAAUAGUAGCAAUGAUCAUCACACUGUUGAUACAACCACCACCAUGGUAGAAGAACAGUUAGAUGCAAUCAAUACAACAACAACAAUAAUCAGUGGUUCUUCUCCCAGCUCAAAUUCAAUGAUCAGUUCAAAUAAUUCAACAACAUCCAGUGGUGAUCAUUUGACGACACAAAUUCAAAUAUUUUCGAAUACUAGUGAGGGAGAUUUAACUUCCAAUACCCCAAUUCAAAUUACGGUGGAUGUGGUGACAACAACUACAACAACAACCACUAAUAACAACAACAAUAGCGAGGAAGAACACACUACAUUUGUAUGGCAAGGAUCCUCUGUGACUACUACUACGGCUGAAAUUCAAUAUCAUCCAAACAACAUCAAAUCUAUUGUAAAUACAUCGGUUGUAACAUUUGAGGAAGAAGACGAAGAUGAACAACUGAACGCUCCUCCUGCAAUCAAACAAAUAAUUCCUAUUAACGGGCCCUUACGAGGAUCUACAGUUGGAAUUGUGCUUGAGGAACAAAUUCAAAUAGAUGAAGAACAUUUUCAUGAAAUUUCUCUGGGUGAAAUUCCGUCUCUUGGCAAGUCAGCGAAUCAAAUCUACGAAGAGAAUGAAGAAGCAGCUCAGUACUAUGAAUCCAUGUCAUGCUUCUCUUGCUUUGCUCAACCAAUAUCAUAUUUAUGGAACUCAAUCUUUGAAUCUAACCAAACUGAACUAACAUCAAAUGAAAAAGUGACCACCCACUCGGAAAAGAACUUGCACUCAAACAAUCAACCUCAAGAAGUGUAA